AUGACCUGCGUCGAACUUGAUUGGGAGUGUGCCGAAGGAAACAAGCGAGAUAGAAUCGAAGCCAGAAACUCCUUCAAACACCAACAACAAAAUUUCUCAAAAAAUGUCAAGGAAAUCAGCAGACGAGGCUUCACUAACAACAACAGCUUCACUAACAACAACAGCUUCACUAACAACAACAGCUAUAGUAGCAACAACAAUGCCACCAACAACACCAACACAUCAGAUAAAAGCUCUAGCUCGUUGAAUUGCUGUGGUGAUUUAUAUUUUCCCAAGAGAUUUAUCUUGCUGAUGUUACUCUUCUUUGGCAUGAUCAUCAUCAACGCCCAGAGGGUCAACAUAGGGGUCACUGUAGUUGCAAUAUUACACAAAACAGCUCCCACCAGAGUGUCUGAUCCCAGAUCUCUCGCCGCUGUAUGUUUUUUCAUUUUGUAA
Molecule: messenger RNA, 435 nt
Organism: Helobdella robusta
Lineage: Eukaryota; Metazoa; Annelida; Clitellata; Rhynchobdellida; Glossiphoniidae
Exons: 3
Coding region: 1-435 (144 amino acids)
Source: RefSeq, a predicted model, not a curated record